Messenger RNA from Bolinopsis microptera, 1695 nucleotides. RefSeq names its product cholesterol 24-hydroxylase-like. The record is from RefSeq and is a predicted model, not a curated record. The coding region runs from base 45 to 1550 and encodes 501 amino acids. The transcript has a single exon. Gene Ontology annotation, biological process: cholesterol catabolic process. Lineage: Eukaryota; Metazoa; Ctenophora; Tentaculata; Lobata; Bolinopsidae. Gene Ontology annotation, molecular function: heme binding; iron ion binding; cholesterol 24-hydroxylase activity.
AGGAUAGUUCAUACCUCUCAAGUCUCAGUGUUAUCCAGAAAGUGAUGCUCAUUCUCCCAAUAGUCCUACUAUGCAUUCUUAGCUACCUGUUCCUCAAUGCUUACAUUUACAAUAUCAGAAGAAAGUUUUACCACAUAAAAUCACCGCCAAUACCUGGGACUCUUACAUGGUUUCUUGGACUUUUGCCUGAAUUUCAAAGAAGAGUCAAUAAAUCUCAAUAUGUCUCUGGUGGUCACGCAAUCAUGGAAUUUUCGCAAGAGUAUGGAUGGGAUCUCUUUGUGCUCCCAUUAUUCACUUCAAACGUGAUAUAUUGUGUAGAGUUAGAUAUAUUAGCAAAAGUUUUAGCGGACUACAAGACAUUUCAAAAGGAUUUACAAUAUCAGAAAACAUUUUCAAGUGUUGGUGGGGUAAGAAUAUUCGGAAAAUAUGGCCUCUUAAGUGAUCCAGGCACUGAGGUUUGGAAUACCAAAAGAAGAGCUAUGGACCCAGGUUUUCAUAAAUCAUUUAUGAAGUCAAUUUUGCCUGGCAUGAAUACGGUUGUGAACAACUUAUUGGGAGUUCUGAGCACACGAGUUAAAGAAGGUAUAAUUGAUGUAAGUUUAGAUAUGAAUCGUAGUGCCUUUGAAGCAAUAUCUAUUUGUGGAUUUAAUAUGGAUUCAGAUGUUAUAGCAAUGCACGGAGGACUUGUUGUUGAAACAUCACCUCUCAUCCUUCAAGGUAUGUCACUAACUCUGAGGGAUAGAAAUUUUAAUUACCCCUGGAAAUAUCGCCAAGAAAAGAAAGCUUUAAAAGACAGAGUUCCUAUUGUGAGAGAAGUUGUUAAACGACAUCUUCAGGAUAGAAUGAACGCCAGCUCCGAUGCACUUGAUAGCUCUGAUAUCUUAUCACACAUCAUCCAAAGCAACAAAUGCUCAGAUCAGCUUACUAUAGAUGAUUUGGUAGAUGAUUAUUUAGUCUUUCUUAUAGCUGGAAUGGAAACAACUGCCAUAACCAUGGCAGUUACACUCUUCUAUCUAGCUAACAACAAUGAAAUCCUCUCUAAAGUUAGAGAGGAGAUAGACAGUGUUGCUGAACGAGGCCAAAUGCUGGAAUUUGAAGAUGUCAAUAAGUUAGUUUACAUGCAGAUGGUCAUCAAAGAAUGUAUGAGAAUGAAGCCUCCUGUUCGAGGUGUUGGGCGGGUCUGUGCUAAAGAUAAUGUGUCUGUGAAUGGCCUGAAUAUUCCUAAAGGAGCGGAUAUCUUUAUACCCAUUAUGGCACUUCACCACGAUUCAAGACAUUGGGACAAGCCAGAAGUUUUCAAUCCUGAACGUUUUUCAUCUGGAUCCAAGGUUAAAAGCUUCUCAUAUUUACCAUUCAUGGCUGGACCAAGGAGUUGUAUUGGCAAAAACUUUGCUAUGCUGGAAGCAAAAAUGAUCAUCUCUCGAGUUGUGCAAGAAUUUGACAUAGAAAAUCCUUACCCUGAAGUCACAGAUUUGGAAACUGAUGGAAUGAUCACUGCAAGACCCAUUGAUCGGGUCAAACUUAAACUGAACCCCAGGUUUAUUUCAUAAAUUAACUGUGACUUGAAAAUGUCAAUUAUCUAAAAUGCAAGCAAUAACUUGGAUAUUGUUGAUGUUUUUAUUCAUUUUCUCAGAUAUUUUUACAUGCUAUUAAUAGCGGAAUUUCGCUGGAUUGCACAACUUUCGUAUUGGUAGA